Molecule: messenger RNA, 2592 nt
Organism: Melanaphis sacchari
Lineage: Eukaryota; Metazoa; Arthropoda; Insecta; Hemiptera; Aphididae
Product: modular serine protease-like
Exons: 14
Coding region: 487-2535 (682 amino acids)
Biological process (GO): proteolysis; acrosome reaction
Molecular function (GO): protein binding; serine-type endopeptidase activity
Source: RefSeq, a predicted model, not a curated record
CUAUGGUAUACAAGCACUUAAUAGAACAGUUUGUCCUUCGGAGUCCGGUUGGCUACAAUCGCGUAAACAUAUUGCGUACACACACAUACAUGAUGAACACUGCGAACUGCAGUAAUAUACGAUAAUUCUUAGCACGCUAGACGCAAGACGUCUCAACGUUUUACGCAGCUCGUGCAGUAGUACGUUAUGAUUACAUAUUAUUAUUAUUAUUGUCGUUUUUGUUGCUGUUGUCUUUUUACUAUUUGAAAUUUUGAAUCGAUUUGUAAUUGGACGUUUCGCGAUAAACAUAUUCCAAUUCUAACUGAUAGCCGAUAGGUUGUUAAUUAUUAUACAUAUCGCGAGAAACUUUCGCAUCCCUAGCGAUAAGUUUAUUUUCUACCGUACCGUGCGGGUUUUCUUCACGUCUUCCGGUGUCUGCCAUUUGUUAUUCGCCGCACUAAAAAAUAAUUAAGCAGCAGUAAUUUCGUCUCGUCGACGUAUAAAACCAUGGAGGCGACGAAGUCUUGGUUGACAUUAUGUUUAUGUUUCGUUUUGGGCACAACAGGAACGGGCAUAUUAUGUAAUCCAUUAAUUGAAAAACGACAAACUAAAUCAUGUUCAGUAGAGAUGUUCAAAUGUACAAAUGGACAGUGUAUUGAUUCAUUAUCAAUUUGUGAUGGACUUGCAGAUUGUUCAGAUCAGUCAGAUGAGACUCAAAGUUUGUGUGCUCCAUUGUUUAAAACAUGUCCGAGCUCUGCAUUUCGUUGUAAUUAUGGGGCUUGUAUAAGUAAAAGUGCAAAAUGUAAUGGUAAAAAUGAUUGUAUCGAUGGUUCAGAUGAAAACUUACCUGAAUGUAAAAAACUACCCUUAGUAAUUUCUUCAAAUUCUCCACAAACGCAACAAGCCCAAGUAACCAGUCAGUCUAAAUGCAUAUAUAAAGAAGAAUACAGCUGUAAAUCUGGUCAAUGCAUAGAUAUAACAUCCAUAUGUGAUGGAGUUUCAGAUUGCAAUGACAAAUCUGAUGAAACAUUGGAAUUGUGUAACUCAGUUGUGUGUCCAAAGAAUACAUUCAAAUGCAACUAUGGUGCUUGUAUAAGUAAACAGAGAAAAUGCGACGGUUCACGGAACUGUGCUGAUGGUUCUGACGAAUUGGGCUGUAAUGACACUGAAAAUUCCAAAACUACAACUUCAGCUACUCCAAUUACACAAAUCACAUGGAAACCUAUUAGUCAAACUACUACCUUGGAAUCAUUUUAUCAAACUAUUAAACCACCAACACAGACUACUAAUAAGGGGGGAUGUGUGAUACCAAACGUUGAGGGCACUGUGUAUUCUUUGUUCCAAGUUGAAUCAGAUCAAUAUCCUAUUUUAUCUCCUGGAACUUAUGUUAAUCUCAAUACCACAGUUGAGGAGAACUGUAAUGAGGGAUACUAUAAAACUACUUCUAAUAGAAUUAUAAUUUGUUCAGGAAAUGGAAAAUGGAAACCGACGUUUGAUAAAUUAUGUUUGAAAAGAUGUCCACCUGUGUUUUCGGACAGUCUAGAUGUUGAAUGUGUUUUCCAAGGUAAAAAAGAAAAUUGUUCAACCUCAUCAGCACCAGACACUAUAUUAACACCAAAAUGUAAAGUCACGCACACUGUACCAAAUGGACAAAUAGAGACACCUAUCAAAUUACGUUGUCAAAAAGAUGGGAAUUGGAGUAAUCGACUUUAUACGUGUAUUCCAUAUUGUGGUCGGCCAUAUACUCCACACCAAGCAUUGAUUUUAGGAGGUAAUGAAGCUGUUUAUGGAUCAGCACCUUGGAAUGUUGGAGUAUAUCGUAAAAACAAAAAUACUUUUAACUUGAUAUGUGGAGGAUCACUGAUUGCUCCAAAUUUAGUCGUAUCUGCUGCUCAUUGUUUUUGGCAAGAAGGGUUAAUAGAAAGAAUAUUAUUAAACGAUGGUAGAUAUAAAAUUUCUGUUGGAAAGUAUAAAAGUGACAUCACAAUCAAAGACAAUGCAUUUACUCAGAUUGUCGAUGUGGGAUUGAUUUACUUGAAGGAGAGCUAUUAUGGUUCUUUAGGGAAUCAUGCUGAUGAUAUAGCCAUUCUUGUGUUACCAAUCAAAAUUCCAAUGAGCAAUGUAGUUUCACCUGUUUGUAUGGAUUGGUCUAAACAAUAUUCCAUUUCAAAUGGAAUUAUUGGACAAGUUGUUGGCUGGGGAAAAACAGAAAAAAUGGUUGAAAGCUCAGUUUUAUUAGAAGCUAACCUACCAUAUAUUGACCAUCAGACAUGUCGAAAUAUGUAUAUAAACGGAUUUCAAAAUUUUGUUACAAUUGAUAAAUUCUGUGCUGGUACUAAAACUGGACAAGGAGUUCAUCAAGGCGAUAGUGGUGCUGGAUUAACCUUUGUGCAUAAUUCUUUACAUUUUUUAACUGGAAUUGUGAGUGUAAAGGAUCCAGCUACAAAUGAUUCAAUUGCAGUUUUUACAGACGUUAAUCGCCAUAUUGGAUGGAUUUAUGAAAUUUUUACUAAUUAUACUUAUGCAAGUGAUAGUUUUUUUAAGACUAUUAGAUAGUGCAGUAAAAAUAACCAAUAAGUAUAUCAUACCGUCAUUUUUUUAUUAUUGUAUUUA